This is a messenger RNA of Anolis sagrei ordinatus, 6615 nucleotides long. It is a transcript of the gene NCOA7, whose product is annotated as nuclear receptor coactivator 7. The record is from RefSeq and is a predicted model, not a curated record. NCBI's taxonomy places the organism in Eukaryota, Metazoa, Chordata, Lepidosauria, Squamata, Anolidae. Gene Ontology annotation, biological process: regulation of transcription by RNA polymerase II; response to oxidative stress. Gene Ontology annotation, cellular component: nucleus.
CCCCUUUUUGGGGACCAUGGCGGGGUCUGUCCUUGCUCUCCUCCCGGAGGAGGAGCUGCCCACCGGCCCCGGCCUCCAGGGACAACGAUGCCCGUGAUUUCAGCGCCGAGGAUAGACAGAGCCCUCGCCUUCUUCCAGCUCGGCUCACCAUCAUCACAAUGAUGUUUAGUGAAGAUAUGGGCUGGAUGGCCCUUGCGGUCUCUUCCAGUUCUGUGAUUCCAUGACAAGCAGCCUUCUUGGUGGCAGCUUCCAGGUUGUGGAAUUUCUUUCCGUGCAAGUCUUGCUUGGCUCUCUCUUCUUUUUCUGCUAGCAGGGACACAAGUAGACAUGAAGCACUAACUGGAGGCAGGAAAUCUCAGCUAGUUCUCCUUGCAUUUUUCACGGUGUGCUAUGGAGACUAAGGAAGAGAAAAAAGAGAGACGGCAAGGUUAUUUUGCCCGUUUGAAGAAGAAGCGGUUAGCUAAACAAAAUGGAGAGACAACUUCCACAAAUGGAACUGCAGUUUGUAGAACUUCAACAGGAAAAGAUGAUGUCACUUCGGGUCAAACCAGUGGAUCCCAAGAAAACUGCAAACAUUCUGGUGAAAAGGAGGACUAUGAGAAAAAAAAGAAAAAGAGUAGCCAGAUAAAGGAUAUUAGGCGCACAGAUCUUAAGCGAUUUUAUAUUACUGAGAUGGAAAGGGCAAAGAUGGGAAUGAUUGAUGAUGGGAGAAAUAUCUCCCCAAAGGCAACUGGGGAAACCCUACAUGCAAGAACAGCUUUUCUGUAUGACAAUCAAACCAAAACCAAUGAAAAAAAAGAAAAGAAAAUGGUUUCUCAGAGACCACAUGGUACAAUCGAGUAUACGGCUGGAAGCCAGGAUACGCUGAAUAGCAUAGCCUUGAAGUUUAACAUCACUCCAAAUAAACUUGUGGAACUCAAUAAGCUUUUCACACAUACAAUUGUCCCAGGCCAGGUUCUGUAUGUGCCGGAUACUGAACCAAUUUCUACAGCUGCGAAACUAGCUUCCUCAAGUCCUGGUGCCACUGUUUCACCUUCAUCAUCAGAUGCGGAGUAUGAUAAACUUCCGGAUGCUGACUUAGCAAGGAAGGCUUGUAGACCACUUCACAGAGUGCUAUCAUCUACUUCAGAGGAAGAUGAGCCAGUUGUUGUCAAGUUUUUAAAAAUGAAUUGUCGCUACUUCACAGAUGGCAAGGGUGUGGUAGGAGGGGUCAUGAUAGUAACUCCCAACACCAUUAUGUUUGACCCACACAAAUCAGACCCGCUGGUAAUUGAGAAUGGCUGUGAAGAAUAUGGGCUCCUUUGUCCAAUGGAGGAGGUUGUUUCAAUUGCACUCUACAAUGAUAUCUCUCACAUGAAGAUUAAAGAUGCUCUGCCAUCCGACAUUCCAAAGGAUCUUUGUCCUUUGUACAGGCCUGUGGAGUGGGAAGACCUCGCUUCUGAAAAGGACAUCAACCCUUUCAGCAAAUUUAAAUCAUUGAGCAAGGAGAAAAGGAAGCAGAAAGCGGAUGGGUUUGUCACUCUUAAUUCCAAGCUGAUAAAAUCCCCAGGCAAGGAGAAACCUACGGAUUUUGAAGUUGUUAAAUCUUCUGAAAGUUCUUCUUUGGUGACAUCCCAGUCAGGAGAAACCCCAAAGGACUCCAUUAUUGCUGUGUCUUCAAAAAGGGUGGCUACAGAACAGUCUGGAGAGAGAGUUUCUCUAGACUUAACCAAAGACAAUUCUCUUCUGGAUGAGGAUGGUUUUAUAGAUCUCGAAGAGUCUUCAGCACAGAUUGACGGCAGAGUAAAGCAUGGAGAUUCAGGAAUGGUAGGUGUUUCCAAGGACUGUAACACAAAAGAGAAAGUUAGGGUACAAGCAACAAAUGAAGACAAUUCUAAGCAAUUAGUAGUGGAGUCAUCUGAGGCCAAGGAAGCCAUCCCAAAAGAUGUCCUUGAUUCAGAGUCCUGUGAAAAGCUUGAUGUAGUGCCUGAAGUGAACAAGGGAGGUAGUUCACCAACAAAUAAAAUAGAGACCACACUUGAUGCAGAAAAGGAACUGAAUAAAGAUAAGCUUAUUGAAUUUUACCUCAAUAAAGAUAAAGGUGAACCACAAACUACUGAUGACUUGGGUAAGACUGAAGUUAAGGAAGAGAGAAAUAAUACACCAGGAGGCGUAGAUCUUACACUUAGCUCUUCACAUUCCCCUACCAUUAAAGACCUUACAGACAAAAGGGCAGUUCCUGACUUACCUUCUGUUGAGAAGAAAGACUUAUUUUCAAACAUUGGUUCAGCAGCAGGAGCUGAAAAGAAAGAGCUUGGAGGAUCGCUAGCUUCUUCAUUGACAUCUCAUUUAGAUAGCAAUUCUGAAAUCAGAUUGUGGCUGCUGCAGAGGAUACAAGUGCCCAUUGAAGGUACAGUUGCGGAAGAAGGUAUGCCAGACCAUGACUCGGACCUGGGUGAGCAUGAAGUUUAUGGAAAUGAUGAAAUAUAUAUAGGCUGUCAUAACAUGCUUCCUUCCAAAGAGGAAAAAAGCAAGGCCCCUCCAAUGUUUCUGUGCAUCAAAGUGGGCAAGCCGAUGAGGAAGUCAUUCAGUUCCCAAAGUUCUACGAUGACUCAGCAAUAUAGUAAAAAAAGAAAACAGCCAGAAUACUGGUUUGCUGUUCCACGAGAAAGGGUCGAUCAUCUAUAUACCUUUUUUGUGCAGUGGUCACCUGAUGUCUAUGGCAAAGAUGCUAAGGACCAGGGUUUUGUGGUGGUGGAAAAGGAUGAGCUGGACAUGAUAGACAACUUCUUCAGUGAACCCUCAACAAAAAGCUGGGAGAUUAUUACUGUGGAAGAGGCUAAGCGCCGAAAGAGUGUUUGCAGCUAUUGUGAAGAAGAUGAUGGUGAUGUUGACGAAGAUGAUGAUGCACUGCCUGUUUUAAAAAACCAGAGUGCACUCUUAGAAAACAUGCAUGUAGAGCAGCUUGCCCGGUGCCUACCAGCAAGAGUUCAAGGAUAUCCCUGGAGACUUGUCUACAGCACACAAGAACAUGGGACCAGCUUGAAAACUCUGUAUCGAAAGUCAGCAUCUCUCGACAGUCCAGUGCUUCUUGUUGUCAAGGAUAUGGAUAAUCAGAUAUUUGGGGCUUAUGGAACACAUCCUUUCAGAUUGAGUGAUCACUAUUAUGGCACUGGAGAAACUCUCCUGUAUACAUUCAAUCCUCUUUUCAAGGUUUUUAAGUGGAGCGGAGAAAACACUUACUUUAUCAAUGGAGAUGUAACAUCAUUAGAACUUGGAGGCGGAGAUGGUAGGUUUGGCUUAUGGUUAGAUGCUGAUUUAUACCAUGGUCGGAGCAACUGUUGCAGCACAUUCAAUAAUGACAUUUUGUCCAAAAAAGAAGACUUUGUCAUCCAGGAUGUGGAAGUCUGGACAUUUGAGUGAUGAAGUUCCUGCCUUAAAAAGUCGAACUUGAAUUUACUGAGCUCUCAGUAGAUGUUGAAAAUUGGAAUGUAGGCUGCCUCACGACAGAACAAGCUUUUCGACCCCUGGACUCAGGCAGACUAAUAAUCCAAGAAGAUUAAGGCAAAAAUGGGACAUAACUCAUGUCUUUUUCCUGCUCAGCUAGUGUUCCUACACCAUGGUAGGAAGGUGUUUGUGGAAGGCAUUUGUAACAUACAGGUUUGUUAAAAGCUGUCUUAUUAUUUUCUGUAACUGUGAAAGAAUUCUGUGGAAAAAUCAUAGAGGCGUGUAGUACAUUCCAUAUGUAUUUUUAUUCCGUGAGAGUGGAAACCAAAAAGAGGGAAAGAUUGUGUUACCAAAUCUUGCAGCACAAAGUAAUGGUCAUUUCCAGCACUUAAAGGGAGCUUUUUUUAAAGGAAUAUAUUUAUUGCUUGUAUAGUACUUUUUUCCUAAAAUGUAUUAGGCAUGUUUUUCUUUUUAAUAUUUCAAAUGUCAGCAUUUGCAAGAAAGCUAUAUCGAUUUUGAAGCAGAUGUCAACACAGUGGCAAAUAGUUUUGAUUUCUUAGGUUUUUAAAAAUAUUGUUUUUGUUUUUUUAAUUUUGUAAAAGAGACAUCUUUGUUGCUUUUUGUAAUUAUUUUUGGGAUCUUAGGUUUUGACUGAACACAUGGUUUGAGAUAGGCGCAUUGACAGCUCCCAUUAUCAAACAUAUCUUGUUGGUUGUGUGGAAAUGUUAGAAGAGAGAUCCAGUUUUUAAUUGGUGGACAAAAAAAAAAACCCAGGUAAACACAGGAGCCGUGGAUCAAUGGGUUAAACCCUUGUGCCAACUGAACUGCUGACCUGAAGGUUGGUGGUUCGAAUCCGCGAGAUGGGGUGAACUCCUGUCUGUCAGCUCCAGCUUCCCAUGCGAGGACAUGAGAGAUGCCUCCCACAGGAUGGUAAUACAUCUGGGCGUCCCCUGAGCACCAUCUCUCCAGAUGGCCAAUUCUCUCACACCAGGAGUGAGUUGCAAUUUUCAAGUCAUUUCUGACAUGAUAAAAAACAACAACAGAUGAACAAGAUAAGAAGGAAUUUCAGAAAAGGCCAUACUCUUGUAGGUUAGAAAACUUAAUUUUAAUUGCUUUCUACAAAUUACUUGAAACUCCUUGCUGUGCUGAUUAGAUUUAUCCCUUUCAAAGGGGAUGGAAUAGUCUUAUUCUUGAAUAUGAUCUUAAACCAUUGCCUGAUUUCUGCUUAUUUUGUAAAAUAGAUUACUUUUAUUUCUGAUACGGAAAAGAAACAUUUUAAAUGAUAUGUUCAUACAGCCGAGUGUUUAUUUCAUUCAAAGAUGCAGUACACAAGAAUCCAGGGUUCAACUUCAAUUUGAUACAUUAAAAAUGUUAAAUGUUGUAUAUGAAUUGGGAAAAAAUGGUUUUAGAGUAUUUUUCUUUCAUAAAAAUAGAUUGGUUAGAAAAAGAGUGGUAAAGGUAAUAUAAUCUGUUUCCAAAACCUGAUAAUAUUGUCAUAGCAUUUUGAUCCUUGGCAAUUGUUUAAGCAAAACAAAUUGAGAGUAAAUUGAUUUUUUUUAAAUAUGUGUCUAUAUUUCUUAAAAAGUAUCAGUCAAUCUGUAUAUGUCACUCUUUAGUACAUAGGGUGACCAGCCAGAUAUCUUAUGAUUUUGUAGCCAGUUUAGUCAAUGAUAUGAGAUUAUGUAAGAGUGAUAGUCCAAAAACAAACAACUACAUCCCUGCAUUUACCAGGCACUUCUACCAGGCAUCUAUCCUAAUCUAGACUACAGUAUGACAUAAUAACAUGGUUCUUUCUGGUCAUGUGUCCCAUUCAUGAUGAGUUUAUUUUCCAAUUGACAUGGAAAUACCCAGAACCAGCUUGACUCAAACCAGAAGAAUGAUUUGACCUACUAACAAAUGAUGUUUCAGCUCUUUCCUUCUCUGUGUGAUGUUGCUUUAUCAGCUGCACCCAGGUUGGGAGAUAUAUAUAUAUAUAGUUAUAUAUAUAAACAAAAGGAGACUUAGUAGCUCCCCUUUGAAAAUAAGUUAGCAACUGAAUACAUGUGUUCAUAUUACCCGUCCUUGAAUAUGUGAUGUGUUUGGCAUAAUCUACCUAGCCUCUACAGAACAUCUGUAUUUCUGUAGGAGAGGUCUAUGUACAUACAGUUGCAUAGGCUUCCUUUAUACUUUUGUGCCAUAGGCAUGGAUAAUGGGGUGCAUGUGUGUACAUGUGUGUGACAAAUAUACACCCUAUUUGGCUACAUACCAGUUCCAGUUCCAAGUUACGUAUUCUGUUCAGUGGGGAUAUGGUGAUACUAAAGUUGUUGACAAACUUUGGUGCAUAUAACCCCAUGGAGCAAACACACAUACAUUUGUUUUGGAGUCCAAUGAUCCUAUUGGAGACAUGCCGGCAUCUGCUACAAGCAUGAAUAUAACAAUAACAAGGAAUUUCUUUCUAUUAUUCUCACAUAGUGUUACACAGAGAAGGAACAUACAUAAUUUUCUACAGAAGAAGAGCCUGUGUGUGUAUGCAUGUGCCUUCAAGUCGCCUGUUGACUUAUGGUGAUCCCAUGAAUUUUAUAGGACUUUCUUAGACAAGGAAUGCUCCGAGGUGGUUUUCCUGGUUCCUCCCUUUGAACUAAGAGCUCACAGCACCUGAUACUUGUUGGUGGUCUCCCAUCCAAGUACUAACCAAGGCUGACUGUACUUAGCUUUCAAGAUCGGACUGGAUCUGGUGCCUUUAGAAUAUUUAGGUCAUAAUGAACUUGUGUAUGCCAGGGUAUAAAGACAAAUUAUUACUAUGUGACUUAUAGACAAAUGUCUAAAGGGUAAAACAGAACUAGGGCCCAACACCUAAGCUUUUCACUCCGCUUUUCACUAUAUAAUACGACCAGCAGUGCUGCUCAUGACAAACUUUCCUUAUAACAAUGAUCUGCUGUUAUAAUUGCAUUUGGAAGACACUCCAAGAAUCUCUGAAAGAUCGUUUUAUGGGUGGUGGGGACACAUGUGAGUCCCAAGCAGAAGGUUUUUGAUAGUUGACAUAUGAUUCCAUCCUAUUAUAUUUGUCAGAGCAUAUUUGCAACAUUUGUGUCCUGUGUCUAAAACAGUGUUGUCCUAUCAAAUUUCUGUGACCCUUCAAAAACUAUGGAUAUUUAAUAUAUGUAAUGCAGUGCUAUUGCAACAUUUUCAAUAAAGAAAUUUAUGCAUUCA